Messenger RNA from Nothoprocta perdicaria, 4161 nucleotides. It is a transcript of the gene NUDT12, whose product is annotated as nudix hydrolase 12. The transcript has 7 exons. Gene Ontology annotation, biological process: NADP+ catabolic process; NAD+ catabolic process. Lineage: Eukaryota; Metazoa; Chordata; Aves; Tinamiformes; Tinamidae. Bases 33 to 1427 code for a protein of 464 amino acids. The record is from RefSeq and is a predicted model, not a curated record. Gene Ontology annotation, molecular function: protein binding; NADH pyrophosphatase activity; metal ion binding. Gene Ontology annotation, cellular component: cytosol.
CCCGGCGCUGCUGAAGACAGCGGGCCGAGGCCAUGGCAGACUUGGAGAGGAGCUUCAAGCAGGACCUGGUGGCCCAGCUGCACCACGUGGCUGCCGCUGGUGACACGGGCAGGCUGAGGACGCUGCUCAGCCGCUCGCCGUCGCUCAUCAACGCCACGGCGCAGAACGGCUGGACGGCCCUCAUGUACGGGGCCCGAAACGGGCAUUUCGAGGUGGUGCAGAUCCUCCUGGAAGGCGGGUGUGACAGGUCCAUCGUUAAUAAAUCACGGCAGACUGCUCUGGACAUUGCUAAAUUUUGGGGAUACAAGCACAUAGCUAAUUUGUUGGCUAAUGUAAAGGGUGGGGAGAGACCUCUUCCUCUGCCAAAUGAAGUGAAAGAGCUUGAGAAUUACUUUGGUACGACACUUCUGGACAGAAGGAGCGACAAAAGAACUGAUUCCAACUGGCUGAGCAAAAAGCAAACCCAUCCCAGCUCAGUGUACAUCCUCUUCUCCAAUCUAAGCCCCUUAGUCACUCUGGCGGGAGGCACAGAGAGCUCCCAGCAGCCAGAAGUGAAGCUCUGCCGGCUGCGCCACGAGGACGUGCAGCAGUUCCUGGCGCCCGCCGGGGAGGUCACCCUCAUCUUCCUGGGAGUGGAGCUGCGGCUGCCCACGGAGCCGCGGGGCGCUCCCGGCCGCGCCGCUCCGGGCGAGGAGCACGAGGACGGCCUGACCGCCUGGUUUGCCCUCAGCAUAGAGCCCCCCUCUGCCGAGAAGUUCAAACAGACGCACGAAGACGCCUAUUUUCUUCAUCCGCCCAUGCCUGCGCUGCUGCAGCUGCCCGAAAAAGAGGCUGGAGUCGUCGCGCAGGCCCGAUCCAUUCUGGCUUGGCACAGCCGCUACCAGUUCUGCCCAACGUGCGGCAGCGCAACCAAGAUUGAGGACGGGGGCUACAAGAAAACCUGCCUCAAAGAAGAUUGUUCCAGUCUCCGCGGCGUGCACAACACCUCGUACCCCAGAGUCGAUCCUGUUGUGAUAAUGCUAGUCAUCCAUCCAGAUGGGAACCACUGCCUUUUAGGUAGGCAGAAAAGAUUCCCGCCUGGAAUGUUUACCUGUCUUGCUGGAUUUGUAGAACCGGGUGAAACAAUAGAAGACGCUGUUCGAAGAGAAGUGGAAGAGGAGGCUGGAGUGCAAGUGGGCCACGUCCAGUACGUCUCUUGUCAGCCCUGGCCCAUGCCCUCCUCGCUCAUGAUCGGUUGCUUAGCUGUCGCGGUGUCUACAGAAAUUAAGGUUGACAAGAAUGAAAUAGAGGAUGCCCGCUGGUUCACUAGGGAACAGGUCGUGGAUGUUAUCAUUAAAGGAAACCGGCGUUUGUUCUUCGUGCCGCCAAGUCGAGCCAUUGCACACCAGCUGAUAAAACACUGGAUUGGAAUGAACGCUAAUCUUUAAAUUCAGAUAACUGACUGCUUUACGUUAAUUUGUUUCUUCUACUGAAUGGUAAUGGCAGAAGUAAAUUAGAACAAUCAUUAUCUACUUUUGGGCCUGCCUUUUGGCUCCCAAGUUCAACAAUGCAAGUUCAGAGGAAAAAAAACAACCUACAUUAAAACUGGAUGAUAAGCCAGUUAUUAUUCCAAGCAAGCAAGCAACAAACAGGCAACAUGGCUGCCCUAUUGUGCCCAGGCUGCUUUUUAUUUUAGAGUCACAUUAUUGUGCCUUCCACUAUCAUACUCUUUAUUUCCAGCAAAUCACUCAGAAUUUCUGAACUUACUGUUAGAUUUGGACCUAGCAUCUCAGCCUCCCUGCCAAGGAGCAGUUUGUUUGUUUGUCAUUAUAUCUUUAAAUUCUGCCUGGCACAGGAAACACCAACAGCAUUUCAUCUUGAAAGCAAAGGCUAUUUUUAAAGAAAUAGUCAAGAUAAAUGCUGUACAGGUACUACUGGUUCUCUUUCGCGUGGAUAACUUUGUAAGGAUAGGAUUUACUCCACCAAUCUGACUUGGCCUCCAUUUACCCAAUUAUAAGUUGUCCCGAAUUAUCUUAAAUUAUUAAUAAUGAUAUUAACACAUUACUUAGCUUAUAAAUAUAGGCAUUGGAGAACCAUUCUGAAAAGCCUAGAUAACAACUAUUUAUAUAAAAUGAUAGUGUACUUACCGUAGGCAGUGAGUUACUUCAUUCUCUGAAGAAUCAUUAGAAACAGAACUGUAGAAAAAUGAAGAGGAAUGUAGAUCAUUUAAACAGCAUAUGAAAUAAUAAAAUAUGUACAAAGCUUUUUUAAAAAAUUAAAAUAUUAAGAAAUUACAGUUAAAAGAAAUAUAUCAAUCACAACUGUGAGAUUGAGUGUGAUUAAGAGCAUUAAGAACAUUUACUUAUGUGUAUUUAAUGUUAUAUUUCAAAUUUGUGCCUUAAUUUAUUGUGUGACUGAAAAGAAUGGAAACCAUAUUCUUAAAAACAGGUGGUUACAGAGGUGUAGUAUUAUUAUUACUGUCAUGGUAAGAUUCAGUAGUCUGUGAUUGUGCAGUCUUUGCAGUGGUAUAAGAAGAAAUGCAAAUGACUAGGAGGAAAUGCAAUCAUAGUCAUAAAUACUAACUUACCGUAUGUUAUAUUUUUUUAUUUAGAGUGCCUUGAAUCUUUUUUUAUCAGUGAAAGAUAUAAGGUUUCUUUUUUUUCCAAAAUUCUGCAAAAUCUGGAAUCAUAACAGACAUUUGCACAAACCCAAAUAGUUGUUGUUGUUGGUUUGGUUUUCCAGUGUUCCUCCUACUGCAGCAUCCUGUUUAUAAGGCAGUGCUAUCAAACUUGAAUCCAGGGGGUACAACUGACAGAUCAUCAGGUUGUUUCUUCCUUUCCCUUGUUUCUGCUGCACAUACAAAUUAAGAAGAUGGGGGAAUAUGUAAACAUCUCUGGAAAAGAAAAGGGAACGGAACACUGCUUCCCUUGAAAAAACUCUUCUCCUAAGCAGAAGAGGAAAUAGGAAAAGCUUUCAGAGAGCACAGGUAACAAGCAAGACCAGAGGCUGUCAGUGGAAUUGAACUGACCAGGAAAAGGAGAAAAAGGAAAAGGGAUGGGGAAAAGGGAGCCUAACUGCAGGUGGUUCCUACAAGUAGACAAAAGCAGCGCCCAGGCUGGCGAGUGCAAACUAAGCAACAGGAGGAAGCUUCAGCUAGGACUACAGUGAUGAGCAAGCACUGAGAGAGAGAGUGAACAAGGAGGGAAUGACGAGCAGGUGGAAGAGGGAGAAUAAAGCAAAGAGCAAAUACGGACAACGUCAAGACAAAUCAUUUAUGACCCAGAUCAUUUAUGACCCAGAGGUAACUCAAAAUAUAUGUGCAAGUUGCUAAGGUUUUUAUGUAGAAAAUUAUGGUGAGUUGCUAUAGAGAUAGGCUUGUAACUGUGAAACUCUGGAGUGUCCACAACCAGAGACUGAAAAGAUUCAGAAUUUUAAAAAUCAUUUUUAAUCUCUACAAAUAGAGUAUAUAUCUAGAUACAAUGCUAAAAAAAAAAAAAAGAUUUUCAUUGCAAAUACCAUUUUACAGCAUGAAAGCUGUAAAGGAUAGCUUUCAUGGAGCAAGAGCCAAAGGAUAUGCUAGAAAGAAAUCAAUUUUUUAACAAGUUUUGAAUUUGAAAGUAAUAUUUCACUAAUUUUCAACUCUUAUGACUUCCAGUACUAUUCAUAAUGAAUUUUAACAUCCUUACAUUUAGAAUUGCUAAAUCAAGUGCCCCAUCCUUUCUUUCCUUCCUUCUCAAAAGAUGAACCAUUCAGGAAAAGAUGACAAAACACAUCUUCUUUAAGAACUGAUUUGAUCAUUCUAAUCUCCUAAAGUGAAACUUUUCUUGGCCUUUUAUUAUCUUAAUUGACCCUGUAGGAAAGCAUUUUAGCUUGAAAAUAUCCAUUCUACAGCAUAGAAAUUUUCUGCUUGUUAGUUAUUAUUUGUUGAUUACACGUGAAGCAUCCACCAUGAAGAGCCAAAUGCUGUCGAUGUUUAGCAGCUAGAGCAAUUUAGAAAAGUGCCAAAUGAAAUUUAGCAAGGGAAUUAAAGCAAAAGCGUAUAAUGAAUCACACUGGAAUAUGGUCAGGACAAAGAGCUCCGUAAGAUUGGAGCUGCCUCAGCCAAAAGACUGCUCCCAUUAAGCUAAUGCACUAUGUUGAAAACAUCACCUGAACCACUAAAAAUAGUAGGGUUUUGUUCGU